AUGGUCAGCACAGCCUCCAACCACUCGCAGCGGAGCGAUAACAGCUACGACUACUUAUCUGUGGAAGAAAAAGAGUGUUUGAUGUUCUUAGAAGAAACUAUUGGCUCCCUGGACACAGAAGCCGACAGCGGGGUCUCUACUGAUGACACUGACUACGUGGAGCCCUCCAAGCCUCCCGGGAUGUGGCCCAGGAGAGACUCCGUGUCCCGGGAGUUGGAAAAUGGGGCUCCCCCUCCGAACGAGAUGGCCAAGGAGGACAGGCUUGACCAAGCCAACACGAGAAGCCAGAAGUCGUCCCUGGGAUCUUUGAUUAUCCAGCCUCCCGAUCCCUUCCGGGAUGACCUGGUGAGCCAUGAGUGGGCACGCAGCAGUCGCUCAGGUGCCAAGGGGGAAACAGCCAAGGAGACCAAGUCAUGGCUUUCUUGGGGCCAGCCAGAGAAAUCUACCUUGGAAGAAGCCCCUCAGGACCCAGAUGCCAAGCGUGGGCCUCCAACUGCCCCCAAACCGCGGAAAUUACCACCAAAUAUUAUCUUGAAAACCAGCAAGAACAGCCCAGGGCCACUUGCCAUGGAGCCCGGCCAGAAGGCAAAUUCAGGGCACCUGGACCCCAAGGAGAGGGAGAAAGUCCGGCAGCAGGCACUGGAGAAGCUCGGACUGUCACAGGACAGGAGGGAGCUGAGGACCCACCUCCAACCCACCACACAUCCCCAACCACACGAGAUGCCAUCGCCCGCUCCCGGGGAGCCUGAGGUACGCUGCGGGGUGGCAGAGAGGUCAGUGCCGGGUGUUCGGCAGAUGAACUUCAAAUCCAACACCCUGGAGCGCUCCGGCGUGGGGCUGAGCAGCUACAUGGCCAGCACCAAGGAGCAGAGCGUCAAGACCAGCAGCUCCCUGGGCAAGAUGUCCUUCAUCGAGCGGCUCGCCCCCAGCUUCCUCAGGAGCAGCCGUCCCCGGCCGGUGUCCCUCGCGGUGGGGAAGGACUUUGCUGGUCUGAAGGAGCCCAGACAGGCAGAGCCUGAGAAAAGCAGCAAGCAGCGAUCCCAGCCUACGCAGAGCUUCCCCAGGCCACCCCGCUCCUGCGUCAGCGUGAAGAUUUCCCCCAAGGGCGCGACCGAUGAGAACCGGCGGGAGGCUCUGAAGAAGCUCGGUCUGCUGAAAGAAUAG
This is a messenger RNA of Pterocles gutturalis (yellow-throated sandgrouse), 1164 nucleotides long. Its product is annotated as chromosome unknown open reading frame, human C1orf116. The record is from RefSeq and is a predicted model, not a curated record. The coding region runs from base 1 to 1164 and encodes 387 amino acids. The transcript is spliced from 5 exons. NCBI's taxonomy places the organism in Eukaryota, Metazoa, Chordata, Aves, Pterocliformes, Pteroclidae.